Cydia pomonella (codling moth) is the source of this 3214-nucleotide messenger RNA. RefSeq names its product luciferin 4-monooxygenase-like. NCBI's taxonomy places the organism in Eukaryota, Metazoa, Arthropoda, Insecta, Lepidoptera, Tortricidae. The coding region runs from base 423 to 1766 and encodes 447 amino acids. The transcript has 7 exons. The record is from RefSeq and is a predicted model, not a curated record. Gene Ontology annotation, molecular function: CoA-ligase activity.
UAUACUUUUACUUAUUCAGAGGAUAAUGGACAACCAGUUCUCAAUACAAACGUCGUCCUCACUUUUUUUCUCUGGAUAUUGACAUAACGGAAGUUAUUUUUGCACAAUAUGUAUUUUAACCAUAGCUAUGCCCCUUUAUUUGAAUGUACCUAUUCGCUUUUUAUUAUUAUUAAAAAGUUAGGAGCGCAAAACAAAUUCCACACGAAUGUUUUUGCUCCUAACUCUGAUAAUAAAGAAAAAGUCAGGAAAAAAAUAAAACGAAGGGGCAAAGCUGCGGUUAGUUUACAUCAAAGUUGAAAUUAUUUUUUAUAAUAUUAAUUAAUAUCCAGAGGGGAAAACGAGAACAACGUUUUGUGUGAAAAGGCGUUGUAGCGCCCCGUCGUCUACUUUUGUCUUAAUCGACCUUGGUAUGGAAUUCAGAAAUGUUUACACAGCUAAUUAAACUACUAAGCUUUAUAAAUGCCAUGCGCGAUAUGGAGGUUUCAGAACAGAACAACAUGUACGUUCACGGCGAAGGAGAGUUGAUGGUGCCAGCGCAUUUGAAUUUUAGUAAAUUCGUUUUGGACCGACUGCGGAAAGGAAACCUUGACGGCGCGCGCUUGCGAUACUGCAUUACGGGUGAAGAGCUAAAUGUUCGCGAGUUGACGCAGCGCGCCGUCAGCACAGCGGCGGCGUUGAUGCGGCUCGGCGUGGCGCGCUGCGAAGUCGUAAUGGUGGCCGGCGAGCUCUGCACCGCCUACCUGCCUACCGUUCUGGCGGUCGUGUUCACGGGCGCCGCCUGCACGUCGAUAGACCUGGAAUGUGGCAGUGCUAUCUUGUUACACAAGUUUAACCUAACCAAGCCGAAGUAUGUCAUCUGUACACGCUUGUUUUGGGAAAGGUACGGCGAUAUACUGACGGGUUUAGAUUACAUUAAAACCUUCAUUUGUUUCGACGGCCUUGAUAACAUGGAGUCAGUGGAGGAUAUGGUUAAAUGUCACGUGGACGUUGACGCGUUUCAGCCCGUUGAUGUAAGUGGGAAUGAUGUCGGGUUGAUCAUGUACUCAUCUGGCACGACUGGCAUGUCCAAAGGCGUUUUGCUCACGCACCAAAACCUCCUUGCGAGGUUCGAAUUAACUGGAUACGUGUAUCCCGACGUGAAAUUAAUGAACAUUUACGCAUCAAGCGAACUCAAUAUUAUUACGAAGACCGUAAUUGUAUUCGAUGAGUCCAAUGCAGAAAAUAUAUGUGUAGGCGUUGUUGCUCCAGGAGUUACGGUAAAGGUAGUGAAUGUAGAAACGAGAGAAGCUCUGGGCCCGGAGCAGCGCGGGGAGAUAUGUGUCCGAAGCCCGGCUCUGAUGAAGGGCUACCUCGGGGCUCCCUUGCCUGUUGACGAGCAGGGAUUCUAUCCUACAGGCGACUUGGGCUAUUACGACAUUAAAAAGCGCUUUUAUUUGGUGGAUAGACUGACAGACGUGAUCUGCUAUAUAGGAUACAUGGUGUCCCCUGGAGAUAUUGAAAGCGUGCUACUGCAGCACCCGGCCGUGAGUGAGGCGGCGGUGGUUGGCAAGCCAGUGGGAGGAGAGGUGGUGGAGCUGCCCGUUGGUUUUGUGGUGCUAAAGCCUGGUGCCGUGGCUACCGUGGACGAGCUGCAGGAGUAUGUGGACCAACGGGUAUCGCGGUACAUGCAGCUGCGCGGGGGUGUGCGCAUUUUGCACGAACUCCCGCGCAACCCGCGUCGAAAAAUUUUGCGCAAGCGUCUGAGGGACAUCCUGGCACUAGAGUAAUGUUUAAGCCAUCACAUCAAAGUCAUGAAAUGGUCUAAUUAGACAUAAUGUGCAUCAAUACAUAAAAGUUAGCUUUUGUUGCGAGUGUUAAUUUUGAAUACCCAUAGCCAUACCCACACUCAUACCUAUACCAAAACUAUUCAUAACUAAGCUACUCGUAUUUUUACAAGCUGUUAUUUAACUUGCCCUGUUACUAUUGAUAAUUUGGCAUAUAUAAACCAUAAGCAAGUCACCGUUGAUUUGCAUUUAAAUUCGACACAUAUUCAACCGGUCAGCCAAGUGUUCGAAUUUCGGUAGCUUAAAAAAUAAAUAUAAGUACUAAAAUUUAAAGAUUAGCAUCAAGAACAGAGCUUUAAAAUAUUUCAAUAUGAUUAGCCAAUAGGAGAUCCAUAUAGUGUUAGUAAAGUUUCAGAAAUCUUAAAAUUAAAUUAGGUUAGUGACGUACAAUUUACAAAUAAUUUGAUACACACAUGACACAUUAAGAUAAUAAAUAAUAUAAUAAAAUAAGUAAAAUCUAAUGCCUUAACAGCUUUUGAUUAUUUUAAGGCAAGUACCAAGUUAAGAUAAAAAAUUAUGGAAUGUUAAAAGGGUUUAAAACAUGAUUUUUUAGCGCCAAAAAAAAAAAUAUUAGCUCCUACAAUAUAAUAUUAAUACACAGCCAAAUUAUAUUAUUAUGCCCAAUGAAAGUUCCUGUUUAUCAUUUUAGUUGCCGUAAUAAUAAUAAGCUUUUAAAUCCUCCUAAUAGAAUUAAAAUCGAGUAGUCAAUACCACUAGCUUCCCAAUUUCUAUCGCUCGUAUUUCACUAGAUUGCAUUUCGCUGUUUUCCACAGAUUUUCGAGUGACGAAAUCAAGCGCUCGAAAUUCAAAAAUCGGCCCCCAGUUUGAUCAUUACAGACCUUUGUUAAUAUAUCUUUUGGCUGAUUUGCUGAUGACAACUGAAGUCUAACAAAGAAAUACAGGAGAUGAGACUUAAUUUUUUAGUUUAUAAUCUCGUAGGUAGCACGUUCAAUAAUCGUCUUUAUCUGUGCCUGUCCAAGGAUUUAUGUGGUUGCUAUAAUUUCAUCGCUGACUAUGCGGGCUGCGGCGUAACUUACUUUUGCAAGUUAUGCUAACUCAGUGGCCUUUGAAACAUGUGGCUGAGAUGUUAUCGUGCUAACAAUUUCUGCCUCCACGCUAACACUUUCUAGACUAACUCAUAACAAAAUAUAUGCCGCCACUCUUCCAAGAAAAUAUACCGGUUUGCAUGAUACGGUGAAACCUGGAUAAGUGGGACAUCAAAGACGCACAAAUUUGUCUCACUUAGAGAGGUAUUCCCCUUAAAAUAAGUAGAUUAUAAGUACAUUUUAACAUUUGCAUGCUAUUUCGGCUGAAUACUGUGACAAUAUUGAAUGUAACACCCUGUACCUACGUAUUCUUGCAAAUAAACGUUUCUAUUAUAUUCUAUUCUA